Neurospora crassa OR74A is the source of this 868-nucleotide messenger RNA. RefSeq lists its product as hypothetical. The transcript has a single exon. Bases 284 to 640 code for a protein of 118 amino acids. The record is from RefSeq and is a predicted model, not a curated record. Lineage: Eukaryota; Fungi; Ascomycota; Sordariomycetes; Sordariales; Sordariaceae.
GGGGACGACGGGAACGAACACGGGGCACAGACGAGACGAUUUCAAGGCUUCGUCUAGAAAGGUGGGAAUGAUGCCGUUCCCCGGGUAGACCGGGGCAUCGGGGCUGGAUGCCGGCAGCAUUCUGGUCUUCUGGGUGGAUGUCAUUGUCUUGUCUCGCGACAGUCGAGCGGCACGUCAGCGGGCGCUCGUGAAGUGGAGGGAUCAUGGAUGGAGACGGGACUGGACCGGCUCCUCUCCGUAUGCGACAACCCGAACUUUUGGAGCUUACUAGAUCCCUGGUGCGAUGGUGUGCGACUGGAUGAUUCAUGUUUCUUCGGACUAUCGGAUUUUGCGAGAAAAGAACGAGAUAUCCGUCUCCCGUCUGUCUGUCUCUCUGCCUAGGUGUCUGGGCACCGGCGAGACAGGACCAGGUGUCAGCCCAACCCUGGAGACGGAGAAGUACAGAGCAGUCCGGAUGUCAUGUCAAUCGAUCAGCCGUUCAUCUUGCAGUCAGCCUGCCGGUCUGUCAGUUUUGCCAGAUGGUGAAGGGUGGGAGGAGUGUUUCGUUGUCUGGACGCCUGGAGAUGACGCAGGGCACACUGCACUAUCAAGACACGUUCCACAGGAUAGUCUGAGGCUUUCUUGGGGCUGGCAGAAAUAACCGGGGUGGCUUUUCUCUCGAUCUUCCUCCGUGGCAUGGAGAUAAGGGGUGGCCUGGUCUGCGAGGCGUCGGUCACCGUCAGAGACGUGGAAGCUGGCUGCCUCGGGGUCGGCCGGUAAAUGAAGUCAAGCCCAAUUUUCGAUUCACGCUCAUCAUUUGUUCGACACAUCCUUCUAGAAUGAAACAAAGUCUAUGUUCUGCAUGUCACAAGAGAUUACUAUUACGAGG